Hirsutella rhossiliensis is the source of this 762-nucleotide messenger RNA. RefSeq lists its product as uncharacterized. The transcript has 4 exons. The coding region runs from base 1 to 762 and encodes 253 amino acids. NCBI's taxonomy places the organism in Eukaryota, Fungi, Ascomycota, Sordariomycetes, Hypocreales, Ophiocordycipitaceae. The record is from RefSeq and is a predicted model, not a curated record.
AUGGACAACAUUGUUUCCGGACUACAGAAGAUCACUAAGCUUGAAUCCCCAGAUCAGUAUAUCGAAUGGCAUAGACAGAUCACAGACUUCUUGAGCACCCACAACUAUGGCCGACUCUUCAACGCUCUCAAGGAGCCACCCCUCAGGUUGCAGUCAGACACUGAACGCGAGUAUGCCAAUGCCCUUGAGAAGUGGGAAGAGAAGCAGGAUAACGCAUACGAGAAACCAUUCAACCGGCUACACAACGUCCUAGAAACCGUUGAGGAACACUACAAGCCCACCGGGAGUGCCAACUACCAGGAACUGGAUCGGAACUACCAUGAGUUAUCCCUCGAGAAUUGCAAAGGUGUCAUGAACUUUGCCUCAAGGCUCCAGGAAGCCAACAAUCAACUACUGGGGAUUAAUUCAACCCUUGGUUACAAUACUCCGCAGCUCGUCAACAAGUUUCUUAUCGAAUUAGGAGACAAAUUCUCAGCCUUCAGAACCACAUUCUAUCAGACUCAUCGACUGAUCCCAGAAAUGGAUAAGAAGGGGAAAGUCAAGACCCCUGGGCAACGAAGAGACGCCGAGACGACCGAGAAAAGUGUUGCCACUGCAAAAGACCGGGCCAUAGUGAAGACAGGUGCUGGAACCUACACCCAGAACUUCGACCAAAACGGCCUAGAAUCAACGACCGCCAAAGGACCCCUGAGCUGUCUUCUCACUGUCAGGAUAGCCAGAAGGAAGAUUUACCUGUGGCUUCCCUCCGAACCCAGAGUCUGA